AUGAGAGAAGUCCCUAAAGUUGGAUGCAAAAGAAUGACUGGUCUUCUUCUUGGGCGUGGUUUACGUGUACAAUAAGCCAGGAUUAGAAAAUCAAUGUGCAGAGUAAGCCCGGAAGGCGUCCUACUUCGGGCCUUAGAAUUAAAUGUUGUAUGCAGAAGAAGUUACCAAGUUCAAGGUCCCCUCUCCCUGUGGCACAUCGACGGGAACCAUAAAUUGAUUAGGUAUGCUGAAUAUCAACUUGCAACUGGUUCAUGUAAGUGGUAACGUUUCAACAACACACAAAAACAAAUAAUAAAUGGUUGUUGCAUAAAGAAAACGGCCCAAAACUAAGUUCUUUAAGGUUCACGGCUUGUUUUUCAUUAGCGAUCAUUUGCCCACAUUCGACUGAAUUUCUCUGUUCCAAGUUUAAAGCAUUUUAUUCAGCUCCUAAAAGAGGUGACAGGUUUUCUUUUCCUUGAUUGUUUUCUUAAAUGACAAAGUUGUAAAUAUUCUUGUAGCUCCUUAAAACUACCGAUGAUAAAAGGGUUAUUCCAACAAAUUCUGCUAUUUACAGGUGGAGAAUGGUUAUACACGGAGGUAUUGAUAGCUUUUCGAGGUUGAUAGUAUACCUUCAUUGCUCAACAAAUAACAGAGCUAGUACUGUCCUAGAACUUUUUAAAGCAGGUGUUUCAAAGUAUGGUCUCCCAUCUCGCGUACGUUCCGAUAAAGGAAUGGAAAAUGUUGACGUAGCAUGGUACAUGCUAACGUAUCCAUUGCGAGGUCCUGAUAGGGGCAGCCACAUCGCGGGCAGAAGUGUGCACAACCAGAGGAUCGAGAGGCUUUGGAGGGACUUGUUCACUGGAUGUACCUAUCUCUUUUACAACAUCUUCUGUAACAUGGAGGAGUGUGGCAUACUUGACAAUGCAAAUGAACUUCAUCUAGCAGCAUUGCACUGUUUGUGCCUCGAAUCAACAGGCAUUUAUCACUCUUCACAGAUGGGCAUAAUAGAAGUCCAAUUAGCACGGAGCGCAAUCGAUCUCCUAAGCAGUUGUGGAUCAGAGGAAUACUGUCCAAUGCUUCACAAAGGAUAG
Pocillopora meandrina is the source of this 1070-nucleotide messenger RNA. The record is from the annotation of a GenBank genome assembly. NCBI's taxonomy places the organism in Eukaryota, Metazoa, Cnidaria, Anthozoa, Scleractinia, Pocilloporidae.